Messenger RNA from Poecilia latipinna (sailfin molly), 4797 nucleotides. It is a transcript of the gene mepcea, whose product is annotated as methylphosphate capping enzyme a. The record is from RefSeq and is a predicted model, not a curated record. Bases 402 to 2540 code for a protein of 712 amino acids. Lineage: Eukaryota; Metazoa; Chordata; Actinopteri; Cyprinodontiformes; Poeciliidae. Gene Ontology annotation, molecular function: O-methyltransferase activity; RNA methyltransferase activity; snRNA binding. Gene Ontology annotation, biological process: snRNA modification. The transcript has 5 exons.
GCGGCUUCUAUAGUCUGGGAUCUCCGCCCCAGUCACACUUGGCUACAGCUCGGAGCCCGGAUGCGCCGCCAUGCCGUCUCUUUCUGCGAAUGGAAUCAUUUAUUCACCAGCCUGUCUGUUACUGACCGACUAGAGUUAACUGAGGAGCUCCACAAGACCGUCUGAAGAGACGGUGGAGCCAGUGUUGUGUUCAGACCAGCGCCGUGCGUGUCCGUGGAGCUUCCCACUCUGGUGUUGAUACUGAGACAGUUGUGUGCUAGCUAUGCUAACGUUAGCCUGAGCGGAGGGAGCGCGGCGGCGGCGGCGGCGGGGUAGUGACAGUCCGGCCGGAGGCGGGGAGAGCUCAACAGCGAGACCCAGUAAAACAUCAGUGUCUUUCUAGCUGGGAAAACUAAAAGAAAAUGUCUAUUGAAGAGCAAAGUGCAAAAGCUGGGAGUCCAAAGGCCAGCUCGGCAUCUCCUCUUCAGCUUUCAGACUGUACUGGAGGCUACAGCAGUGUUUCCGUGAUGAUGGAGGAAGCUGCGGCCACGCCUGACUUUGCAGCCGCUUGUCCCGUCCCUGACACCGCAGACUCACCAAAACACACGAGCACGGACAGCGCGGGACAGAGAGCGAAAGGAAGCGAGAACAGCAUCAACCGCAGGAACAGCUUCCAUCACUCUAAGCAGCAGCAGCCGCCGCCGCAGUCGAGGCUAACGAAGCGGCGCUACACAGCGAGUUCGAGCUUCAAAUAUCCCACGUCAGGGAAGAGGAGGCGAAGGGCCAACUCUGAGAGCGACUCCGUCCUGCCAACCAACUUCCUCCUGGGAGGUAACAUUUUCGACCCGCUGAACCUCAACAGCCUGCUGGACGAAGAGGUCAACAGGGCACUCAACGCGGAGACGCCGAAAUCCUCCCCACUGCCGUCGAAGAGCCGAGACCCAGUCGAGAUCCUCAUCCCCAGAGACAUCACGGAUCCGCUCAACUUGAACAGCGGGAUAACAGACAGCAGCUUUUUGGUGUCUCCCUAUAAAAGCGGCGGACGGAAAAGACACCGCAACCGACACCACGGAGGAGGAGCCGGAGGGGCGAGCGGGAUCUCCACCACGCAGAUGAAUCUGUUGGAAACUGAAAAAAGUGACAUGAAAGCCAACACCUCCACAGAGGCUGCAGGCAUGCCAGGUUCGUCCUUCCCACAAGAUACCUCCAAAGAGUUGAACAGUUUGUCGACCGUCGCAGGGGAUUCCCACGAUCACAGCGCUAAUAGCUCAUCCAGCUGCAAGGAUGACGUGACAUCUGCCCCAGCGGAGGAGGCAACACCCAUCUCGUCUGCAGGAACAAACCACCACGCAAGCAGACGCAAGCGAAGGCGCAACUCUGGCAAAAUGGAGCCCCCCGUCACCCACUCGACCCCCGUUUGCAAGGCAACAUCUGGAGACAGAAGUUGCGGCACAACGGGGCAAAAAAAUUCCUUCCACACACCAAGAGGGGAUGGCCCAGGACUUCGUCAGCACCAGCAGCUCCACAAUCAGGUAAAGGAACAUCAGAAGAAGUUCCAGUACGGGAACUACAACAAAUAUUACGGAUAUCGCAACCCGAACUGUAGUGAAGACCCUCGCAUACAUGUGCUCCGUCAAGAGUGGUUCAGAGGUAAAGACGUGCUGGACUUGGGGUGCAACUCCGGCCACCUGACCCUCUAUGUUGCCAAAAUGUUCAGACCGGCGCGCAUACUGGGUCUGGACAUCGACAGCGGUCUCAUACAUGCAGCUCGUAAGAAUAUUAGACAUUAUCUGUCUGAGCUUCAGACCCAAGAAGCCAGGCGUGCGGUGCAGGAGAAGAAGCCCGCCAAACAGGAAGACUGUGAGGCAGGGACGGGGAAGAAACACGAUGAAUCCGAGAGCGGGGCUCAAAACGGGGAAGAAGACAAAGGACAGCGCGGCCCUGCGAGUGCUGGAGCUGACAGAGACUCCUUUCACACAGACGAGGCCGCAACCCAGAGGCAGGACGGUAAAACGGAGGAAAUGGAGCAAAAACAUUGCGAUGCGCCCUCUGCUGACUGCUCUGCGAGUUGCUCUUUCCCCGUGUCUCUGCGGAUCUCCAGGGGACCCAUCGCUGCGCCGCCAAUAACGGAAACAUGUACCUCUCAGCCCGGACAGUUCCCUGCUAAUGUGUCCUUCAUCAAGGCUAACUAUGUUCUGGAGAACGAUAAUCUCCUCAUGACUCAGAGGGCAGAGUAUGACGUGAUCUUGUGCCUCAGCGUUACCAAAUGGGUUCACCUAAACUGGGGCGACAGCGGUCUGAAGCGGCUCUUCAAGAGAGCCUACAGACACCUCCGCCCUGGAGGCUUGUUCAUCCUGGAGCCGCAGCCCUGGGAGUCCUACGUCAGGAGGAAGAAGCUGACAGAAAACAUUAACAGGAAUUAUCGCAGCAUCAGACUCAAACCUGAUCAGUUUUCAUCUUACCUCACAAAUGAAGUGGGCUUCACAAGUUUUGAGCACCUGGGGUCUCCUAAGUGUUCAGUAAGAGGUUUUCAGAGACCAGUCUAUGUUUUUCACAAAUGACCACCUCUGCCUUGAACAACAGCGAAUGUGAGUAGCUGAAAGCCACCACCUUUCAUUCAGGCCAGCCAGCUUCACUGGACUGUGACGCAUCAUCCUUGGCAGAUCGGGUUUGCGCUCGGUGCUGAAGAUCAAAGUCUAAAGCAAACGAGCCACAGGGACCAAAAAGUGGAAUUGAUUGCUCUGUCAACGGGACGCCUCUUAUCAAAAAGACGAGUGGCUGUCAGUUUGGAGACCGCAAAGAAAUGCUGAUGCGAUCACUCCCUUUGAGCGGUAAUGAUCCCCCAGACUGAAGCGUGGCCAUAAACUGUGUUUGCUCAGAUGUCAUCACGUUCAUAAUGUUCUCUCUUGCCACAUCAACUAGACUUAAAUAGACCAAGUUUUUCUCAACUAGUUAUUAUCACUGUUUUAACAAGCUUUAGAUGUUUUAGUCCUCACAUGUGGGUUGUGUCUGCAGAGCUGAGGUGUACCACGAAAACGUGGGGAUACUGAACUGACUUCAUGCUCAGAAGAAGCCUGUUGAAAUGCAGGGACUUUCCUUGCAUUUCAGCAGGAAAUGGCGUUGUUGUUUCAACACCAUGAAAGAGAUGGCGUUGAAACAACAACCUAUCGGUUAUGUUUUUCCCCCCGAAAAACAAAUAUAUGCACACGAGUUGCUGUUUUCAAAAGCUCAUCUAUUUUCUCUAUUGUCACACACUAUUGUCCAAGUUGUUUUUGAUUUUUUUUUUUUUUUUUGGAGAAUGUGGCAAACUUAAAAGUCCUGUAUAGAUCAAAUAUGACAAGUGAGAAAGUAAAUUUGUUUUCUUUAAUUUUUAAAUUUCUGCUCCAAUAGAGGCUAAUUCAGGAAGAGUAGCGAUGCACAUCCUUAACAGAGUCAGUUGAUUUUACCACCUAUCAUCAUCCCUACAUAGGUGAAUAGGACUCAUAAAUAGAGACGCACCGAUCAGAAUUUUGUGGCCAAUUUUCAACUUUUACACAUGUUUAAUCUGAACCAGUUUUAGUCUAUUUUGAUUUCUCUUGAGAACCCAGUAGAUAUAAGAACAGCUUUGAAAAUCGUUGUCCUGCUAGCAGUCGUUUGACAAAAUGAUCCGAGUUCACAUCUUUAACCCUUCACCAUCUUUUAUCAGCGAUUAGCACAGACAGCUUUACUUAUCCAGGAGUUUCCAUAUGUAUAAUCUGAAGAACGUGCAUCCUUACCUCUAAUUUUAAGUUUACGAAAAGAGACCAACACUUCCAAGGAAUUGCAAUCUCUAAAGGAUGGAAUGGCAACUUUGCUGUAAUACUUUCGGCCUUCCUGUUAUCUGCUAAAUGUCUCACCGUCUCCCCCUCUGUUCCUACCUGAAUGGCCUUUUUCUCGGUGCAUUUCAAUAACAUACAAUCAACAAUCGUAAUAUUCUGACAUGUAAAGAGAGCUGGAGAAGGUUCUUAAAGCUGACACAAAAUGGGCCUAAACAGCACAGUUAGGGUUUUGCCUCGGCGCUAAUAUGCUGGGUAAACAAAUCAGCUGUGUGAUUAUGAAGCAUCAUCCUCUGUUUUCAUUCUCAGCUUUAUUGAUCACCUCCUUUAUCAUCAUCACUCUCCUGUAAUGUCCAUCCAGCAUUAUCUUGCUCUAUGAGACUGAGCAGCUAUUUUUAUUGGUAGAACAUAAAACCUAUUUUUGCAGGAUAUGUCCCAUCGAUUUUUUUUUUUUUUUUAAAUCCAGUUUUCAAUAUGAUGUUUGAUUUGAUGUGCUGCCAAAACAAUGUCUGAUAGAUUCAGGAAUUAUGUCAACAAUGUUUCGGUCUAUGAGCAACACAAAGUCUAAACAUUUCUAGAGCUGUUGUAAUUGUUCACUGAGCGCCACUGAUCUGUGCAUCCAGGACAGAAAACCUUCAGCUUUUCAGCAGCUGCUCGUUGAUCUCUUUUGGAAUAUGUUAGCCAGUGAAUGUUUCUGAUUCAGCAAGAGAUCACUGUAAAUAAUCCCCCCCCUUUUUUUUUUUUUUUCCUGUUAAUAUUUAGUUCCCAAUUAACGCGUUUUAAGUUUUCGGAUUUUCCUGUUUUCAGAUGUUUGCUGCCAAUUCAUGUGUGGAGUUGCAGGUCUUUUUGUCUUUAAAGAUUUGAUGAUCCAGCAUUGUAUGUACAAAUUAAUCUGGAUAUUCUUACCAUUGUUUUGCUUUGUUCUGCCCUGCAGGGCACGUGUAUUGUUCAGUUUAGUGCUUUUUCUUUGUUUUAUUAAUGUCUUUUUUGAUUUGUUUGUUUUUGAUAAAAUGUUUGAAAGGAG